Messenger RNA from Nematolebias whitei (Rio pearlfish), 3519 nucleotides. RefSeq names its product SEC31 homolog A, COPII coat complex component (gene sec31a). Gene Ontology annotation, biological process: endoplasmic reticulum organization; intracellular protein transport; endoplasmic reticulum to Golgi vesicle-mediated transport. Lineage: Eukaryota; Metazoa; Chordata; Actinopteri; Cyprinodontiformes; Rivulidae. The transcript has 23 exons. Bases 223 to 3519 code for a protein of 1098 amino acids. The record is from RefSeq and is a predicted model, not a curated record. Gene Ontology annotation, cellular component: COPII vesicle coat; endoplasmic reticulum exit site. Gene Ontology annotation, molecular function: protein binding; structural molecule activity.
CUUCGUGGGAGGAGGCUGUUGCUUAGUGCCACGUUGAUGGAGACAGUGAGGACGUGGAAAUCUGUUCUGAGUCCACAGCCGGGACCCGGUAACCCGCCUCUCUACUCCUAAAUCCUCGAGCAGAACCGAAAGGGAUCUCCCGCGGCCGGCCGGACGUUGUGUGUAUUCGUGUGCCCCCGCUGUAUGUUUGCGUUCACGUGAGGACCGACGAAGAAGAAAAGAAUGAAACUUAAAGAGAUCAGCCGCUCAGCCAUCCAGAGCUGGAGUCCUGCACAGCACCACCCAGUCUACCUGGCCACAGGAACAUCAGCCCAACAGCUGGAUGCCUCCUUCAGCACCAGCGCCUCUCUGGAGUUCUUCGAGCUGGACCUGUCUGAGCCGUCUUUGGACAUGAAGUUGUGCGGCAGCUUCUCCUCUGCUCACCGGUAUCACAAACUGGUGUGGGGUCCUUCCAGUUUAGACACCCAGGGACACCCGUCCAGUGUCCUGAUCACUGGAGGGGAGAACGGUAACGUCAUUCUGUAUGACCCUGCAAGGAUCAUGGCCGGAGAGAGUGAUGAUGUCAUUGUUGCUGAGAGUGACAGACACACAGGUCCGGUCAGGGCUCUAGACGUCAACCCAUUCCAGACGAACCUGUUUGCAUCAGGAGGAAGCGAGUCAGAAAUUUAUAUUUGGGAUAUGAAUAACUUUGCCUCUCCGAUGACACCGGGACCCAAAACACAGCCUCAAGAGGACAUCAGCUAUGUGGCGUGGAACAGACAGGUUCAACACAUCCUGGCCUCAUCCAGCCCGAGCGGCCGAACCUCCGUGUGGGACCUGCGAAAAAAUGACCUCAUUAUCAAAGUUAGCGAUCACAGCAAUAGAAUGCAUUGUUCUGGGCUGGCCUGGAACCCAGAGGUGGCCACUCAGCUGAUUCUGGCCUCCGAGGACGACCGGUUGCCAGUCAUCCAGAUGUGGGACCUGCGUUUUGCUACCUCCCCUCUCAAGAUUUUAGAGCAUCACACACGGGGUGUUCUGGCCAUCGCCUGGAGCUUGGCUGAUUCUGAUCUGCUUCUGAGCUGUGGAAAGGACAGCAGGAUCCUGUGCUGGAAUCCAAACACAGCUGAAGUGCUGUACGAGUUGCCCACCAGCAGCCAGUGGUGCUUUGACAUCCAGUGGUGCCCCAGAAACCCCGCCGUUCUAUCAGCUGCAAGCUUUGAUGGACACAUCGGCAUCUACUCCAUCAUGGGGGGCAGCAGCCAGGCACAGAGCCAGAGACAUGCUGACCAGAUCAGUAACUCGUUUGGGAAUAUGGAUCCUUUUGGGACGGGACAAAUGUUGCCUCCGUUACAGCUGCCUCAGACUGCUGCCCCUCCAGCUGUGGUCAACCCCCUGAAGAAACCCCCUAAGUGGAUUCGUAGACCCAUGGGAGCCUCAUUUGCUUUUGGUGGGAAGCUGGUGUCUUUAGAGAACCUGAAACCUCAGCACCCAUCUUCUCAUCUCGUUCACAUCAGUCAGGUUGUCACAGAAACGGACUUCUUGAAACGCUCCAAUAAACUGCAGGCCACACUGAGCUCAGGCAGAUUUGUGGACUUCUGCCAGGAGAAGAUAGAUGCAGCUGAGAAUGAGUUUGAAAGAACUGUUUGGUCCUUCUUGAAGGCUAAUUUUGAAGUAGAAAUUCGUAGCAAAUACCUGAACCUUCUGGGUUACAACAAAGAGGAGCUGGCCGUGAAGGUUUCAGCAGCUUUAAAGGAAAAACCAACAGAACUGGACGUUUCUGCUCCCGCCUCUCUGCAACCAUUAGCAGAGAAAAGCCUGGCGCCGCCUGCUGACACUCCGGAGACAGUGUUUGAGCUGAUUGCUGCUGCAAACCUCCAGCCAGCAGCCACUCCAGAGCCAGAGGAAACACUGGAACCAGAUGAUGUUCCUGACUGCGAACUGGAUACAGAUCUGAACCAAGCUCUCACUGAGGAGGAUGUAGACGAGAAGCAGGAGGAGAUUCCACUGAAUGAGGAAAUUCCAGCCCUGGUGGAGGUGGAGGGGUCCAGUCCUGUUAAGACUCCAGCUGAGAUCCCAUCUCCAGUUCUAUCUCCUGCAAGAAGAGUCAGCCUCAGCAUCAGUCAAGAUGUGGAUGGCCUGAUCACGCAGGCUCUGCUGACCGGAGACUUUGAGGGAGCCGUAGAGCUUUGUCUUCGUGACAACCGAAUGGCAGACAGCAUCAUUCUGGCUGUCGCUGGAGGGGUUGAACUUUUGAAGAAAACCCAGAAGAUGUAUUUCACAAGAACUCACAGCAAGAUAACUAAGCUGAUCAGCGCCGUGGUCAUGAAGGACUGGCGUGACGUCCUGAACACCUGUGAGCUGCAAAACUGGAAGGAGGCUCUGGCUGCCGUCAUGACUUAUGCUCAGCCCGAGGAGUUCUCGUCUCUUUGUGACCUUCUUGGGGACAGACUAGAGGCAGCAGAGGAUCCCCAGCUGAAAUCUAAAGCCUUUUUGUGUUACAUCUGUGCUGGGAACAUGGAGAAGCUGGUGUCUUGUUGGAGCAGAACGCAGGACAGACAUUGUCCUCAUUCCCUGCAGGACCUCCUGGAGAAGGUGAUGGUGUUGUCUCGUGCAGUGGAACACACUCAUGGCUAUUGUCCUGAGGCUUUUGGCAUCCUGCUGGCUGAGAAGAUGACCCAGUACGCUAACCUGCUGGCCUCACAAGGCUGUCUGUCCACUGCCAUCACCUACCUGCCCAGCAACACCAACCUGGUGACUGUUCAGCAGCUCUUUGACCGCCUCAGUCAGGCUCUGGGACAGCAGGUACCGACCCACAAGGGUCAGCCUCAGCUGCCUGCCCGGCAGGCCCAGCAUCAGUCCACUCUGGUUCAACCGGCUGUGGAGUCUCAGCCCACUGCAGCUGCUCAUGUUCCUGGAGCUACACCUGGUUCUGCCUCAGCUCAGUACUUCCAGCCGGUGAGGGCUGCCUCAACUGUCACCUCCUGGAGCAACCAAACUCCCACAGCCCUCCCCACUGCCCCCCCUCCUCCUCUGCAAGUAGGCAGCACCUCAGAGCAAAAGGUGGAAACUUCAAACUACAACGUGCCAGCAUCCAGCUCAGCAGGAGCGGCCCUGCAGGCCCCUUCCACUCCUGCAUACAUGUACUCCCACCAGUACCAGCCCUGCCCCCAGGUCAACCAGUACUCACCUGGAGCUGGAGGAGCACCGAUCUUCCAGCCUCUUCAGUACUCCUCUGUUGCUGCUCCUCCUCAGUCUCCUCCUGCAGUGCCUUCCUUAACUCCUCACCCUCCUGGUUUCCUCUCUCAGUACACCCAGCCUAUCCCAUACCAGCUGGUACCGCCUCACUAUCCGGGACAGCCUCCCACCACCUUGUGCUCAUCCUCUCCUCCAUCACAUCCUCCUUACUUUCCCUCGUCCUCCUCUUUUCCUGCUCCUCCAUCCUCCGAAGGGUCUUUCCAGCAUGGCGGUCCAGGAUCUCCUGUGUCAUACAUGCCUCCUCCACCAGGCGGAGUCUCAGAGGCGUUCAGUCCUGUUGUUUGA